AUGGCUGAUCAAACUACUGAUGACACUACUAAUAACACCACUGUCCAGCAGCAAAAUGCUGCUACUACUGUUGCUGAAGUCAAAAUCUAUGAUUCUUCAAAUCCAUACUAUAUCCAUCCUUCAGAUUCUCCAAGUAUGAGUUUGGUUAACUCGAUCUUUGAUGGUAGGUGCUAUGGAGGAUGGCGUAAGGGUGUUCUCAUUGCCUUAUCCGCAAAGAAUAAGGUAGGCUUCAUUGAUGGAGCUAUCUCUCAACCCAGCAACACUGCAGAAACCUUCAAAUCUUGGGCUCGCUGCAAUGACAUGGAAAUCAGUGAGACAACUCAAGGAAACUCAAACAUUGCAGGAUAUUAUACAAAACUAAAAAGGCUUUGGGAUGAAUUGGACAGCCUGGAUAUCUAUCAAAACUGCACUUGUGAUUGUUCUUGUGGAGGUAAGACAAAGAAUCAAAAUUCAUUGCAAGAUGGAAGACUCAUCCAGUUCCUUAUGAAACUGAAUGAAGCCUAUGCAAGUGCUAGGAGCAGUUUUCUUUUACUUUCUCCUUUACCAUCUGUUAAUCACACUAAUUCUCUACUCAUAAGAGAUGAAAAACAGAGAGAAGUACAACUUGAUCAACAUGUAGGAGAGGGAGCCUUCUUGGCUGCAAAACAACCCUCAUACCAUAAGGGAGAAUCAUCAAACUCAGCAUCUAAACAGCCUUAUAUGGGUCAGAAGUUUCAAUAUGAGAAGAAAGGAUAUUCAGAACCAAAGAAAGAAGGACUGUUCUGCAAUUAUUGCAAGAAAACUAAUCACACCAUUGAUAAUUGCUAUAGGCUAAUUGGGUUUCCAUCUGAUUUUAAGUUUACCAUAUCUAAGAGGUACUCAGUUGCAAAGGGUAAUGCAGUUAUUUCUGGUGAUAAUGUUUCCACUCAACAAAACAACACAGGGGAUCAACCAAUGACUCAAGAUCAAUAUCAUAACUUGUAUCACCUUUUGCAAACUGUCAAAAUGAGUGGACAACCUGAACAGACUCCUGAGAACAUUGUCUCUGCUAAUUGUGCUGGCCCCUUCAAUGAAGAGGCCACUGGUUCUUGGUAGAAUCAGUCAUGGAAUCUAUCUUUUUCAGCCUGCUCCUUCCACUCAAGCCAAGUCUAGAGAUGUCAUUUCCAAUUCAAUCAAGGCUUUUAGCCAUUUGUCCAGUCCAGUCAAGUCUAGAGAUGUAAUUUUAAAUUCAAUCAAGGCUUUUAGUCAUUUUCUUUGUUAUCAAACUGUUGCUAAACAGUUUAGUGAGUCUAGUUUAUGUUUAAGUUCUGUUUCUAGUUCUGUAAGCCUCUGGCACAAAAGAUUGGGUCACUUACCCUUUUCUAAUAUGAAGAAUGUUCAUUCUAUUC
This is a messenger RNA of Lycium barbarum (goji berry), 1367 nucleotides long. RefSeq lists its product as uncharacterized. The transcript is spliced from 3 exons. NCBI's taxonomy places the organism in Eukaryota, Viridiplantae, Streptophyta, Magnoliopsida, Solanales, Solanaceae. The coding region runs from base 1 to 1074 and encodes 357 amino acids. The record is from RefSeq and is a predicted model, not a curated record.